CGGUCACCAGAGCUGAACCUCAGCAGAGAUAGCAGCAAGCAGGCACUUCCACGCCGUGCAGGCUAACUCGCUUUCGGCUUUGGUUCGAGAUGGAAACUCGUCGCACCGUGAGGGGCUCCCGCACCCGCAACUUUAAGGGUGGACUAACCCUGUGGCUGAUUCUGUGGCUGGUGGUGGUGAAGCCGGGUGGGGUCACAGCAUGCCCCAAGCUGUGUGUGUGUUACCCUACGCCCAUGACGGUCAGCUGCCAGUCCCAGAACCUUACCAUAGUACCAGCCGGUGUGCCCUACAACUCACAACGUGUUUUCCUGCAGAACAACCGCAUCACAGAGCUUCGCGCAGACUCUUUUGGUUUUGAGACCCAAGUGCUUUGGCUAUAUGGCAACAACAUCACAUGGAUUGAGGCCGGAGCCUUCAGUAACCUCAGGAUACUGGAAGAGCUUGAUCUGGGCGACAAUCCCGCGCUGCGGCACCUGGAAGGUGGAGCCUUCAGGGGCUUGGAGAAGCUGCAGAGCCUGCACAUGCAUCGCUGCAAGCUGGCCUCUCUCCCCCAUGAUCUCUUCCACAAGCUGUACAGCCUGCAAUUUCUCUAUCUCCAGGAAAAUCAACUCCAUUUUCUGCAUGAUGAUCUUUUCUCUGAUCUGGUUAACCUCACCCAUCUGUUCCUGCAUGGGAACCGUAUCCGCACCCUCUCUGAAAAUAUGUUCAGAGGCCUGGUCAACCUGGACCGCCUCCUUCUCCAUGACAACCGCAUCAGGCAGGUCAACCGUAGAGCUUUUCGUGACCUAGGCCGCCUGACCAUCCUCUACCUGUUCAACAACUCCCUGGCUGAGCUACCAGGACAGACCAUGAAAGAUGUCCAAGGCAUCCAGUUCCUCCGCCUCAAUGGUAACCCCUGGUCCUGUGGCUGUGAGGCCCGCCCCCUCUGGGAGUGGUUCCGCAAGGCCCGCAUCUCCUCAUCUGACCUUGUGUGCACGUCCCCAUCCACACGUCGUGGCCAGGACCUCCGAUUCCUCCGGGAAAUGGACUUUGCUCUCUGCCCUCUGCCUGACCCCGGCUCUCUGGCUGGAAGCACCACAACCACCUUUAGUACCAAGACCCGCUGGUGGUUCUCCAAGCACAAACCUGAAUCCAAGUCCAAGUCCUUGUACCAGAAGAGUUCAGAAACAGUGAAGGCCUUCCCUUUCCCUGCGGUCAAGCCUCAGCUCCUUCCCAAAACCCCCACCGAAACCUUCCCCUCCAAGUAUGAACUGUCGGCUGAUGAGGCAGCCCUCCCUAAACUGGAUCCAGAAGAAUACUGGGCCAACUAUGGCAAUGAAGAUUCCUCUCUCCGCUGUGUUGAGCUGGACUGUGCUCCAAGCUAUGACGACCAAGCCUUCCCCUCAUUCUCCUCCUUAGCCAUCACCCCACGGCCGCUCCACCUCCUCUCCCUCACCAUACUCGCAUUCUCCCUCCAUUUCCUUUUCAGCUGAACUCUUUUCGCCUCCCUACAUGUUUCUUUCUCUGAUUUUUCCCUCUCCUCUUUCUAAUUCUGACAGUCCUUUCAGUUGCCUCCUUGACAUGCAAGGGGUGCUACACUGAAGCAGGAGACAGGCAAGGCAGCGGGGAGCUGCUUAAAAGAGCCAGAUCAGUUGAGUUGAUGUAGAGCAGGACACACACACAAUGGUGAAAUAGCUGAUUCUUAGUAGUAAAGGCAUUGAAAAGGCAAGGAUGACAUCAUGGAAACUGACUGAUAGUGGCAACACAAAACUACCAAGUUAGCUGGUGGGGAUUUCUUUUUUUCUAUCACAGCUGUGAACAACGCAGGCGUUGUGACAGAUAUGCAGCUAUUUUCUAUAGUGCUCACCACUCAGUUGUCACUAACAUUAUACCACAGUAGUCUAUUUAAUUAAUUAUAAUAAUUUCAUCAAUCAAUGGAUUAAUGAAAGAUUAUUUAGCACUACCAGAAAGUAGGACAAAGACGAGGAUUAACAAGAGAGAUGUGGGAGGAGAAAAGUAAAGCAGUUUAAGAUGUUCACUUAAAGGAGUGACUCUCCUCCCUCAUUCAGAUUCAAAACCUUGUGUGAUCCCAGAGAUGCCAGCAAACCAUCUGUACAUACCACACGCUAUCACUGUACAUACGCCUACUGCACACUGUAUUUUAGACUAGCUGACUUUGUACUUUGAUUGUAGUAAACAGCCAUUUGUGAUGACAGGAGAGAUGCUUAGACUGUAAAUGGAAGGCAAACAAAUUAAAUAUCCCCAUCUUGAUUUCCACUACUGUCAUGUCAUACCCUUUCCAAAAACUAAAAAUUGUUCCAGAUAUACCAGACGUGUGUGUGUG
Molecule: messenger RNA, 2323 nt
Organism: Archocentrus centrarchus (flier cichlid)
Lineage: Eukaryota; Metazoa; Chordata; Actinopteri; Cichliformes; Cichlidae
Gene: rtn4rl2b
Product: reticulon 4 receptor-like 2b
Exons: 4
Coding region: 90-1472 (460 amino acids)
Cellular component (GO): plasma membrane
Molecular function (GO): protein binding
Source: RefSeq, a predicted model, not a curated record